This is a messenger RNA of Mytilus trossulus (common blue mussel), 4268 nucleotides long. RefSeq lists its product as uncharacterized. The transcript is spliced from 10 exons. Gene Ontology annotation, molecular function: protein binding. The record is from RefSeq and is a predicted model, not a curated record. Lineage: Eukaryota; Metazoa; Mollusca; Bivalvia; Mytilida; Mytilidae. Bases 62 to 2878 code for a protein of 938 amino acids.
CUCCUUCAAAAGAAAAGAGCAAGAUUUAUUGACAUCCCCCUUUUUUAAAAACUUAUUAGGGAUGGCAUCAGAUAAUGAAGAAACACAACAUUUGCUAUGUCCCCCAUUUUGUUAUGUUGACUGCAAAACCCAACAUCAUCCUAUUAUAGUAGAAAUGGUUAAUGUAAAAAGAAAUGGUACAGAUUUUUCUGCAUUAGAUAAGUUGAUUAAAACAUUUAUGACUGAGGAGACUGGAGGAUUGGAUGUGAAUGGAGAUAUUCCUGAUCCUAAUCCAGAGUAUCGAUUUACCAUGCUCCAUUGGGCUGCUGCACUUGGUAAAGUGGAAUUAGUUAAAUGGCUGCGUAGAGAAAAGAUGAAUAGACCAAAAUGUUCUGGAGAGGGAUAUUCAGUCCUUCAUAAAAUGAUAGAGUUAUUACAGGAAAACCAAGACAUAGCAUUUCAUGAGAUGGGAAAUAUCAUCAAUGAGCUUGUUUCUAUCUUUUGGAAAGACAAUCUAACUGUCAAAAAUAAGGAUGGAAAUAUGCCUUUACAUAUGUGUUGUCUCCCUUUACAAGAUAACAUCAGCAAAAACAAACAGGCUUAUUAUAUUUCAUGGAUUUACAGUAUAAUUACCAGGUUUAAAAAGACAUACCGGUAUAAAGGAGAUUACCCUAAAUUGAAUUACAUUGUGAACUGUGUGAAUGCCAGUGGUGAUACUCCAGUACAUAUUUUAGCCAGAUGCUCAAAGAACUAUAAUACUAUUCAAUUUAUGUUGGAACCUGUACUUUUUAAUUUUGGACUUAAAAACAAUCAGGGAAUGACAGCAUUAGAUAUUGCUUGCAGCUGUGGCAAUGAAAAGAUCUCCACAAUGUUGAAAAAGAUGGGACAAGAAUCAAUGGACCACAGCAAACUCAACGAAAAAACAGAACAACCUGUUUGUCAAAACACUCGUUUUUCACAGCAACAGACAGAACUGAUACGAAAAAUUACCGGAACAAAAUCAAUCAUUGGAAAUGACAGAGUGCAAUCUUCUACAUCAGAUCAUGAUUUGAAAAUUUUUCCCAAUCAUAAACCAAAUGAACGAUGCUUAAAACUUCCAUCUUCAACAUGCUCAUCUUUACAUGUAUGUACAAAAACUUCACCAGAGUCCAAAAAAGGUUUGAAUAAACCAUUACAAAGGAUGGUCACAUUGUCUGCAACUCCUAUUGCAAGUCAUGAAAACAAGGAAGGUUUAAAAAUUAAAAUCUCAUCUAGAUCAGAAACCAAUUUAUCAACUUCACCAAGUGUUAGCAAACAAGUAGAUAGUAGAAUAAAACCCUCUCCAAAGUCAGAAGACUUGACUAUUGAAUUGACUAAAGUGACUUCAACUUCAAGUGCUAUCAACAAUGUAGAUUCUUUUACAAAGAUGAAAAAUUUAACACCAGCUCCUAUCUGUAACAUCAAAAGACAUGAACAGAUGGUUGAUUCAUCACUUGACCAUCAGAGCAAAGGGAAUAACUCUCUUAUUUCACAGAAUAUAAAUGUAUCAGAGAAAUCCAAUAGUAAUCGUGGUAACAAUUUGAGUUUACCUUUAGAUUCGAACAAUCAAAUAAAUGGAAAAGUGCCAGAGCCUGCAAUAAAGAAGAAGCAGAAAGUAUAUUAUGCUAUUAAAGGGAAUCAAAUUCAGAUUACUGACAGUUUGGGAAGUCCAGUGGAUAGAAUAUCUACCAAAUCUGGUUAUGUUCCGAAAAAUGUUCCAAUUGUUCUAAGAGGUAAAAAUGCAAGAAUGAAAAGAGUGGCUAGUUUUCCUGUAUCUGGGAAUAUUCAUCAAGGAAUUAGUCAAAUAACAAAACAAAAUCUUGUGUCACAUUUCAAACGAAUUUCUACAGAAAAUCACCAAUCACCAUGUAGUACGGAUACUGAUGAUGAUAUUACACCAAGUAAUUACUUAACUCAAUCAUCUGAUUGUGAAACUGAAAUAGGAGUUCCUUGGUCCAGACAGACACUUUGUGUUAUUCCUGCAUCCAAAGCUGCAGAUUUUUUAACAUCUCAAGGGUUGGUUCUAAAACAGUCAAUACCAUCCACAGUUGACACAUUGAAAUCUAUUAAUAGUCAUGAUGAAAGACACAUGUCAGUCAAUAAAAUUUCAAAAGAAAAUGCCAAAAAAUCAAUUGUUAACAGUGAAUCUCGUACAAAGACUUUACCAAAGCCAAAUACAACAAUGAGUACAAUCAUAGACAAAUUCUUAAAUACCAGAUAUUCAGACAAGUCAAAUUUACAGCAUGUUUCAGACAUGACAGCAUCUCAAAAAUCUCCAGCGAUUACAGAAGUGUCUAGUACAUCAAAUGGUUGCAAAAGGAAAGACAUAACUUCUAUUUCAUCAAGCUGUAAUGACAAAGACCAUCCAAUCAAGUACAUAAAGAUAGAGGACGAGGAUUCAGUAGAGAUGGAGGUUUCAUCAGCUGAUCAGAGGGCACAAUCAAAUACAACAUGUACAAGUCCAGUUCAUAGUAUAUCAAGUGAGACUUCUACUUGUAGUAUAGACUCUGAUCCUGGGAAUGGAAAAGGAAUACUAUCCUAUCUGUCUAUGUGUAGUGAAAACACCAGACACGACUUUCUAGACACGCUGUACAAGGACAGAGAUAAAUAUAUGGACGAGAAAGACAAUAUUGAAAAACAGUACAAAGAAGUUUGUGUGAAAUGUGAAUCUAACAUGGAGACAGUUGCAAGCAGAAAUUCCAUAUUAAAAUACCACCUUGAUAUGGUGAAGAAUCUCAAAACAGAAAUUAAUGAAUUAACUGACGAGACAACAAAAAUGAAGGAGACCAAAAAUAAACUGGCAGAAUCAAAAUAUAAAGUAGAUAGGAAAUUAGAAACUUGUGAGCAUGCCAUUAGCGAAUUCAAAUCCAUGGUACUUUGAUCCAUAUCAGCAAGCCAUAGUACUUUGAUCCAUAUCAGCAAGCCAUAAGUGAAUUCAAAUCCAUGGUACUUUGAUCCUAUAUGAGAAUGCCAUUAGCGAAUUAAAAUACAUGAGAUCCAUAUCAGCAAUCUAUAAGUGAAUGCAAAUCCGUGAUACUCUUGUCUAUAUGAGAAUUCCAUUUUUGAUUUCAAAUCCAUUGUACUUUGAUCUAUGUUCUUGCAUGACUUUAUAAGAAAUAGUGAAGAAAUUGUUGUUGUAUAAAUAGUUAUUUUGUUUCAUUUUAAUUCAAAAUAUUAUGUUUGCUUGUUUGUCAUAAAACUGUGAUUCCAGUGACAUUUUUAAGAUAGUACUGUUGUCCAACAUUUUUGAUGGAUAAAUAGCAGAAAACAAUCAGCUUAUAUUUUUUAUGAAAUAACCAAAUUGUAAAUCAGGAAUGUAAUUCUUUUGGAAAUUUUUCAUGAAGAAAUUAUGUGAUUUCAUCAUCCAUCAACGAAUGUUUUUUAAUUUCUGACACUUUAUUCCUACAUUGAUUUAUAUAUAUACAAAAAUAAAAGGGUGAUUGUUUUAUGGUCAUGUCUGUAUAAAAAGACAAUGAUGUUAGGCAAAGGGAUCCUACAUUCCAUCUUCCCUGUUAGAUUUAUCAACAUUUAGGCUCAGUCUAUUGCUAACAUUUUUGAACACCAAUAUCUUUGUUAAACUUUUAUUUAGUUUUACCUUACUUUGAAAGAAGCUUUUUCGUGAUCAGGAAACAGUAUCUGUAGUCAUGGUAGUGGUUUUACAACUUUUCUGUUUGACCAAUAGCCAGGCAUUAAAUAUUGGUUUCAUGGUUCAGCAUCUAGAUGUUCUGUUUUUCUGGUAGUCAGUAGACUUGCCUGUUAUUAAAAUUACCCUAACAUAACAUUUUAGUUUUAAUGGUAUGUAGAAAUAAAAUUGUUUAUAGCCAAGCAACAAUUCAUAUAUAUGUUCUUUAUAUUUUUUCACUUAUUACAAUUUUUGAAUGUCUAGAAAAGUAAGGACAUCAAAAUUUCUCUCACCUCUUGCUAGACACCAAUGAUUAAAAUUUCAACAUCUAACAAUUAAUAGAAAAUCAUCAAAUUUUUGUUUUGUUUUGUUGAAGUAUUGUUUCAUUGAUGAAAUCCAAUAGACUACAUUUGUAUAUGAAUAUGUAUACUACAUACAUGAUGUUUUUGUUUUGUUCUUUAGGUCUGUUUGCUACAUCAUGUUUGAUUAUAAGAUCUGAAUAGUGCUUAACUGUUUGUUGAAGAAUCUUAAGGUUCUAUUGUAUUUGUUAAUUCAAUCUUCUUUACAUACAUUAAAAUCAGAAUAAUUAAUUAUUUUAUUGUAUAGAAAAAUAAUCUUUCAGAAGUUUAUUUUGUUACCAGUAAGUGUU